AUGUCUACUAAUAAUCAAAGUGUUCAAGAAAUUCCACUUUCAACAGAUCAUUCAACGAAUCAAUUACAAUCAGAAAAUGGUGUAUCAGAAUCAUCUCAACAAAUUGAAGAAAUCGAUAUUGCUCUAGCUGAUCAAAGUGAUAGUUGGGAAACUGAUGAUGAAGGAGAUUUUUAUUCUGAACAAGAAAAUCAUAGUUUAUUAGAUCAAACUGAUGAUAAUGACGAUAGUUUUCUUGAUUUAGGUUUACCGGAACAUUUAAUUGAAUGUUAUCCAACAACAACUGCUGAAGACGCAUCAGUAGUUGGUGUUCUAUGUGAUAUUUGUCUAAAUGAAUAUAAACCAGAUGAUAAACUACGAACUAUUCCGUGUUUACAUAGAUUUCAUAGUAAAUGUAUUGAUAAAUGGCUUAAGAAAAAUUCAAAAUGUCCAAUGUGUCGAAAAUGGAUUAUUCAUGUAUAUACAGGCAAUGAACGUUUUGCUGGAACUGAUACUAAUAUUUUUAUUCGUUUAUUUGAUUCAAAAUAUGGUUAUACUAGUGAAUAUAAAUUAACGCAUGAGAAUUGGAUACUUGGCAAUACUAUUUUUCCAUUAAAAAAUUUAUUUGAAUAUGGUGGACAUGAUCGAUUUCGAAUUUUCACCAAUAAACUUGGAUUUGUAGAGAAAAUCCGUAUUCGACGUGAUAAUUUUCCAUCAUUUCAAUCUGAUUGGCUUUUGGAUCGAAUUAUCAUAGAAAACAAUCAUGAUCAUAUUAAAUUUACAUUUAAAUGUAAUUGUUGGCUUCGAAAAGAACGACCAUAUAUAACGGUUCCUGUCUUAUCAGAUUUGCACCCUAUUGACAAAAACAAGUCAUCGAAAAAUAAUCAAACGAUUUUAAUUGUUCUUAUCGUUUCGAUUGUUUCAAUAACAUGUAUUAUAUAUUGUAUUCGUGAAUACUAUCGUCAUCAUCAACAUCGACAUUUUGCAUCGGUGCAAAAUCAGUUUGAAUCAUCGAUUAUUGAUAGAUACCAUUUACAAUUAUCAGAAUCAUCAACAUCACAAAUUUCUAAUGAGACUAUAAAUCGAACGAAAAAUAUUCAACAUACAUUACAAUCUAACGAUGAUCGAAGAGUUAAUCUUGUUCAAUCAACAGUAAUAACUUCUACAGAUGAGCCACCAGCUUAUACAGAUAAAAAGGCAAAAUCGGGAAAAAAAGGUGAACAUGAUCUUGACGAUCUUAAACGUGAACUUGAAAUCGAUGAUCAUAAAGUAUCGGCUGAAGAACUUUAUCGACGAUAUGGAACUGAUCCAGACAAAGGUUUAACAGAUGCAAAAGCAGCUGAAAUUUUUGCACGUGAUGGUCCUAAUGCAUUGUCACCACCUAAAACAAUACCUGAAUGGGUCAAAUUUUGUCGUCAAAUGUUUGGUGGUUUUGCUAUGUUAUUAUGGCUUGGUGCAAUCCUAUGUUUCAUUGCACAUGGUAUUAGUGUGGCAACAUAUGAAGAAGCAGCAAAUGACAAUCUGUGGCUUGGUGUUGCAUUAACAGUUGUCGUAUUUGUUACUGGUUGCUUUUCAUAUUUUCAAGAAGCCAAAAGUUCGAGAAUUAUGGAAUCAUUUAAAAACAUGGUGCCACCUCAAGCAUUAGCAAUUCGUAAUGGUGAAAAAAGAAAUUUAAAAGCUGAAGAAUUAGUUGUUGGUGAUAUUGUUGAAGUUAAAUUUGGAGAUCGUGUACCAGCUGAUAUUCGUGUAUUGCGAGCACAUGGUUUUAAAGUUGAUAAUUCAUCAUUAACGGGUGAAUCAGAACCACAAUCACGUGCACCUGAAUUUACAAAUGAAAAUCCACUUGAAACAAAAAAUUUAGCAUUUUUUAGUACAUUUGCUGUUGAAGGUACAUGCCUUGGAUUAGUUGUACGAACUGGAGAUCGAACUGUUAUGGGUCGUAUUGCAAAUUUAGCUUCGAGUUUGGAAACGGGUGAAACACCAAUAGCACGUGAAAUAGCACAUUUUAUUCAUAUAAUUACUGGUGUAGCUGUUUUUCUUGGUGUUUCAUUUUUUAUUAUCGCUUUUGUUCUUGGUUAUCCAUGGCUAGAAGCAGUCAUCUUUUUAAUUGGUAUUAUUGUUGCUAAUGUACCUGAAGGUCUUCUUGCUACUGUAACUGUAUGCCUUACAUUAACGGCUAAACGUAUGGCAAAGAAAAAUUGUCUUGUUAAAAAUUUAGAAGCCGUUGAAACACUUGGUUCAACGUCAACAAUUUGUUCGGAUAAAACUGGAACAUUAACACAAAAUCGAAUGACUGUUGCUCAUAUGUGGUUUGACAAUCGAAUUGUUGAAGCUGACACAACAGAUAAUCAACAGAAUGCAACAUAUGAUAAAACUUCACCGGGAUGGCUUGCUCUUAGUCGUUGUGCUAUGUUAUGUAACCGAGCUGAUUUUAAACAAGAUCAAGACAAUUUAAAAAAAAAUGUCUUACAACGAGAAUGUAAUGGUGAUGCAUCAGAAUCUGCUUUAUUAAAAUGUGUUGAAUUAUCAAUUGGUAAUGUUAUUAAAUUUCGUGAACAAAAUCGAAAAAUAAGUGAAAUACCAUUUAAUUCAACAAAUAAAUAUCAAGUAUCAAUACAUGAAACUCAAGAUGGUGAUGAUCGAUAUUUAUUGGUUAUGAAAGGUGCACCUGAACGUAUACUUGAACGAUGUACAACAAUUUAUAUUGAUGGAACAGAUAUUGAAUUAAAUGAUUAUUGGAAAACAGCUUUUAAUCGUGCAUAUCUUGAAUUAGGUGGUCUUGGUGAACGUGUCUUAGGUUUUUGUGAUUUACGUUUACCAGCUAAUGAUUUUCCACGUGGAUUUCCAUUUGAUUCGGAUGAAGUUAAUUUUCCUGUUGUUAAUUUACGAUUUCUUGGUCUCAUGUCAAUGAUUGAUCCACCACGUGCUGCUGUACCUGAAGCCGUUGCUAAAUGUCGUUCAGCUGGUAUCAAAGUAAUUAUGGUUACUGGUGAUCAUCCAAUAACAGCAAAAGCUAUUGCUAAAGCUGUUGGUAUUAUAUCUGAAGCACAAGAAACAGUUGAAGAUAUAGCUCAACGUUUAAAUAUUCCUGUUGAACAAGUUGAUCCAACACAUGCUAAAGCAUGUGUUGUACAUGGUAAUGAUUUAAAGAGUAUGGCACCAAGUGAAAUCGAUUCAUUAUUACGUGAUCAUUCCGAAAUUGUCUUUGCUCGUACAUCACCACAACAAAAAUUAAUUAUUGUCGAAGGUUGUCAACGUCAAGGUGCAAUUGUUGCUGUUACCGGCGAUGGUGUUAAUGAUUCACCAGCAUUAAAAAAAGCAGAUAUUGGUGUUGCUAUGGGUAUUGCAGGUUCGGAUGUUAGUAAACAAGCAGCAGAUAUGAUUUUACUUGAUGAUAAUUUUGCAUCAAUUGUUACUGGUGUUGAAGAAGGUCGUUUAAUAUUUGAUAAUUUAAAAAAAUCUAUUGCUUAUACAUUAACAUCAAACAUACCAGAAAUUACACCAUUUUUAAUGUAUCUUAUUAUGGAUAUACCAUUACCACUUGGUACAAUUACAAUUUUAUGUAUUGAUUUGGGUACAGAUAUGGUACCGGCUAUAUCAUUAGCUUAUGAAAAAGCAGAAACAGACAUUAUGAAACGACGACCACGAGAUCCAAAACAUGAUCGUCUUGUCAAUGAACGUUUAAUUUCAAUGGCAUAUGGUCAAAUUGGUAUGAUUCAAGCAUCAGCCGGAUUUUUUGUUUAUUUAGUUAUUUUGGCUGAAAAUGGUUUUUGGCCAAGUCGUUUACUUGGUUUACGUAAAUCAUGGGAAUCAAAAGCAGUAAAUGAUCUUGAAGAUUCAUAUGGUCAAGAAUGGACAUUUAAUCAACGUAAAACACUUGAAUAUACAUGUCAUACAGCUUUUUUUGUUUCUAUUGUCAUUGUACAAUGGGCUGAUUUAAUUAUUUGUAAAACACGACGAAAUUCUUUAGUACAUCAAGGCAUGACCAAUUGGAUGCUUAAUUUUGGUUUAGUUUUUGAAACUGUACUUGCUGCUUUUCUAUGCUAUACACCUUAUCUUGACAAAGGUCUUAAUAUGUAUCCACUUAAAUUCCUAUGGUGGUUACCUGCAAUGCCAUUUUCAUUAGCAAUUUUUAUUUAUGAUGAAGUACGAAAAUUUAUUAUACGUCGAAAUCCAGGCGGUUGGGUUGAACAAGAAACGUAUUAUUAA
Rotaria sp. Silwood1 is the source of this 4185-nucleotide messenger RNA. Lineage: Eukaryota; Metazoa; Rotifera; Eurotatoria; Philodinida; Philodinidae. The record is from the annotation of a GenBank genome assembly.